This is a messenger RNA of Thyridium curvatum, 1566 nucleotides long. RefSeq lists its product as uncharacterized. The coding region runs from base 1 to 1566 and encodes 521 amino acids. The record is from RefSeq and is a predicted model, not a curated record. The transcript has 3 exons. Gene Ontology annotation, molecular function: oxidoreductase activity, acting on paired donors, with incorporation or reduction of molecular oxygen; heme binding; iron ion binding. Lineage: Eukaryota; Fungi; Ascomycota; Sordariomycetes; Thyridiales; Thyridiaceae.
AUGGCUCUGAAAGACGCCCUUCAAGCACUUCCUAUCCCCCUUGUGGCAGGAAUCUUCCUCUUCGCAUAUGGGGUGUACCACUUCGUCAUCUACCCUGCCUGGUUGUCCCAUCUUGCGCAGAUCCCCAACGCCCACUGGUCUGUUCCCUUCUCGCGGUUCUGGAUCCUGCGCGAGCGUUUCCUGAACCGCGAGAACCGGACGCUGCUGGCGACACAUAGAAGGGUCGGUCCGAUCGUCCGAAUCGGCCCAGCCGAGUUGAGCAUCGACGGUCUGGAUAGUGUUCGAACAGUCUAUCCCGGGGGCUUUGAGAAGCCUGGGUGGUAUGCCGUCUUUGACAACUACGGCGUGCCAUGCAUGUUCUCGACCAAGAACUCGCGGGAGCACUCGCUCAGGAAGCGGAUGAUUUCCAACGUGUACUCCAAGUCGUACCUGCACGCAUCAGAGCCGUCCAGGGCCCAGUCGCGAAUCAUCCUCUUCGACAGGCUGCUGCCCAUCCUGCGGGAGUCGGCGGCGCCGUACCUGGCCCCUCACGGGAUAGACGUCCACUCGCUCUUCCUGGGGGCCACCAUGGACUUCAUCGCGGCUUACCUCUGGGGCAUGCGCAACAGCACCAACUUCAUCCAGAACAAGGGCUACCGCGAGCACUGGCUCGAGCUGUACAAGGCGCGCGUCGAGAACGGCUUCUUCAUCCAGGAGCUGCCCCUGCUGACGGGGGUCUGCAGGAUGUUCGGCCUCCGCCUGUACCCCGCCACGGUCGAGUGGGCCACCAAGGAGCUGGAGAACUGGAACCACGAGCUGUGCAGGGCGACCCUCGAGUCCGAGGUGAUGGCCGACGUGGGCAAGACCCCUCCCGAGGACGAGCCUGUGGUGUUGAAGGCGGUCCUGUCGGGCAUCGACAAGGAGGAGAAGACCCGCGGGAGGGACUCGCCCAUCUUCUCGACCACGAUCCAGAAGCGGGAUCUCGCGGUGGAGUCGGAGCUGUUCGACCACGUGCUGGCCGGGCAGGAGACGGCCGGCGUCGCCCUGACGUAUGCGGCGUGGAGGCUCUCCCAGAACCCGGACCUGCAGCGCGAGCUCCAGAGGGAGCUCCGGUCUCUGCGGCCCGGCCUGGAGAUGCGCGGCGUCGGUGUCGGGGCCGGCGAGCUGCCCGACCCCAAGGACCUCGACGCGCUGCCGCUGCUCCACGCGGUGCUCAUGGAGACCCUGCGACUGCAUGCUCCCCUCCCCGGGGCCCAGCCGCGGCAGACCUCGAGCUUCUGCCAGAUCGGCGGCUACGCCGUUCCCCCCGGCGUCCGAGUGGCGGCGAUGGCGCACACCCUGCACAGAGACCGGACCGUCUUCCCCGAGCCCGAGAGGUUCGUGCCGGAGAGGUGGCUGGACGGCGAGAAGGACAGGGAGGGCCUGAGGGAGCGGCACAGGCAGUUCUGGGCGUUCAGCUCGGGCGGCAGGAUGUGCAUCGGGUCCAACUUUGCGAUCAACGAGAUGAAACUGGUGCUCGCUGCGAUCUACAGCAACUUUACUACCUACGUCGUCGACGACUCGGGGAUGGAGCAGACGGAUGGCUAG